Messenger RNA from Porites lobata, 17505 nucleotides. Lineage: Eukaryota; Metazoa; Cnidaria; Anthozoa; Scleractinia; Poritidae. The record is from the annotation of a GenBank genome assembly.
AUGGGGCUGUUCGGAAGAAAUUCGUCUGUCAAAGCCAUUAAUCUGCGAAAUAUUUGGAGAUUGGCAAACAAGUAUGGUGGAUCUUCUAAACGAGUAGUCAACUGUAUUUCGUGGCGUUGCAGUUCAGGUCAUCGUGUUCACGUCGCUACUCCGCCAGUUUUCGACUCCAAGGUCGGAUUCACCGACUACGAGAAAGAACGCAGAGAAUUUCACCUUGAGGUUCCAGAAUAUUUUAAUUUUGCCGAGGUCAUUGAUGAAUGGGCAGAGAAGGAAAAGGUUGGGACAAGUUUUGUACACAUAGUGCAUGUAAACAAUAAUGACGAUGUCAUGUCACAUGGUGUAAUAGUGCCGUGAUACAUUACAAGGCGGCUGAACACAGUUUCCCUAGAAUUUCUUUAUCCCGUAAUUUACUGUGCUUGUUAACAUCUGCUUCAUGAUGAGAUAUGAGGCCAAAAAUCUUUUAAAGAAAAAAGUGCGACGACAUAAGCUGAGAAAAAUGCCCAGACGUUGUCGGUAGAAAAUAAAUUUGACACACACGUAAUCUCAUGCAAUAACAACAGCAAUGGGCGCGAUCCAUUCAACCAAAAUUCAGACCGGUCCGACCGGCAAAAGAGGACCACCUCAAAAGGUGGACCAGUUUUUUCGAAACUUUUCCGGUUGGACCGAACCGAUCCAUUGAGUUUUGGACCGAAAUUUCCGGAAAUUUUGGUUGAAUUGAUGGCGCCCAAUAACAAACACACCACCAUGCAGCGCACACAAGUGUUGAGCCUGUAGCGAACUUUGGGAGGGAUGUGAGAGUGCUGGGGUGCUUACCAUUUGACAGGAAAAUCCGGUUGGGGUGUCAAAGGCCUUAUUGUAAGGAUUUCACAUUACAGUAGAAAUUUCAUGGUUUGAAUCCAAAAAAAGGGCGAAUUUGUGUAGCGUGAGUCUGGAACCGUGAAGGAACCGAGAAAUUGGUUAAUGGUAAGCAAAAUUCCGUUUGGUUUGUACCAACCAGAAUGAAAGGACUACCUCAAAACGUACUCCUAAAUUUUCGGUUGGAAUUUCCGAAAAGUGACCUUACCAGUUACCUUCCAUCCAGAAUUUCCAAAAUUUUCUGUCAAAUGGUAAGCACCCCUGAUGUUUUCAGUUACCUUAUUUUUUUGUGACACCCUAGUGCUAGGGUAAACCCUACCUCAGUGCUCGGGUUACCCUAGCAAGAGGAUAGGGAUAACUGGCCUACCCGAGACAACUUUUCUCCACCAUGCGUGACUUGUAAUCUUGACAAUUGAACAGUUAUCCAAUUUCUGAGCUAAAUUAUAAACAUCUGAACAAUAUAAGGUAUUUCUGUAUCAGAUUUAUUGUGAAUUUAACAUAUUUUUCAUCGAGAACUUCAAGUUUUAUUUCAAAUCUUGGAUGUUACAAAGAAUGCCAUGCAUGAUGAAACACGUCAGUAAAGGUGAUAAAGUUAACCUGGGUGAUUGGGUCGGAUUGGGUAACCCUACAUGUGAAAUUUGCUUGUAAACCAGAGCUAACUUUAACCUGCUUGCUAGGGUAACCCUAGCACAAGGGUAACCCUCUCUCCUUGUAAACAGGCCCUAACUAAACAUGUUUAAUUAAACUAGGUUAAAAAAAGAUGAAAAACAGUAACGGAAAAAUCAGCCUUUUACACAGAAUUUAAAUGAACUUUAAUAUACAGUUAGCGAUUGGAAAUUUAGUGUUCUGAAGACGUUGCGAAGAGUUCAGUCUAACACAAACACACGAACACGAAGGACUAGGACCUCAUCUCCAGUGACUUCCCCGACUAAAAUACGAGAAUUUGGCGAAAAUGUGUCACUUAAUGCUGUAAUGGCUCAAACGUUUCUACCAGGUGUGAGAAAUUGGAACACAGGCGUGUGUAGGCGUGAGCUCAAAGUUUUUGAUCCACAGGCGUGAGAAUCACACCUUAGGCAUGACACAUGACAGGUACAUGUAUAUGGGGCUUAAUUUGUAUUUUAAAAUGAGGGUCGCCAGUUGUCAGCCAUAGGCGUACUGGCCGGGGGGGCGAGGGGGGCUGUAGCCCCCCCAAAUUUUGGGCAACUCAGAUUUUUUGGGCAGCGAGAGAAAAUUUGGGCAAAGCCAGUUUUUAAAGACGUCUCCAUGUUUAUUUAAUUAUUUUAAAGACCUGAAUAUUAACCUGAAGUCGGCGUAAUAAUCCAGUUACAUUACAGUGGUUGCCUAGCAUGUGAUGAGUAAUUUACACAUUUGCAUUUUUUUUUGGUUGGGCACUAUACUGCACUGCACUAGCUGGAAUGGGCUAUUUCCAGUCGUGAAUUGAUUAAAAUAAACUUUCGAAUAACUUUCUAGAAUCAUCUCUACUCGAAGAACAGAGUAUGGCAGAUAGCAUUUAGCAAAGGGUAUGAAAAUGAAGAAGUGGCUGACUAAUUCUCAGUUUGAAUUACGAAAAGAAUUUUGAUUCUUUUAAAAAGUCUAUCGAGCGGUUUAAAAUUAUUCGCUAAUUUGUUAAAGUAGACCGAAAUGUUUACAAAACCGCUAACAAGAGUGUCUCGAUACAUACUAAUCAAAUCCUUCUUUCGAUUCUAGCAAUCAAGCAGAGCUAUCUCCACGAUCUUUCACACAUGUUUUUAAAAAGAUUAAAACUACUAUGAGGUGAAAUUGCAGGUCAAAAGCGCUUCGUUUUCUACAGAUAACGGCCAAAAAUCAAGAUUUUCCUGUUCUUACCGUAUUUCUAUGGGAGCCCAUCAAAUGAUGGGCUCCUGAUUUCUAAUAAUAAAAACUUCAUUCCAAAAUAUCUCGAUAAGGUUUUGCUUAAACUUCACGAACAUCGAGGGGACCGUAUUGAAGAAAAAAGCUCCUGUGAACGAUUUUGUAAGGUUCCCGUACCGGGAAUCAUUGCUGAAGUAAAAUAGGUAAUGGGCGGGGGAGUCAUUUCGUUGCUAUGACAACUCCGAUGUCAUUGCAACUCUGAUGAUGACAAAUACAACUGUGGUCGCAAUUUUUCCAAAUGUUUGUUUAUGGUGACGUAGUUUAUGCUCAGACUUGGUAUUGACCCUGAAAAACCGUAUCGAGCCACCUUCAUAUGGCAGGACGGCCUAUGUUGUUGCAAUAUGGCCCUCAUUUCUUUUCGACUCUUUCGGAAAAAUUUGGGCAACUUGCGAGAGUUUUUUGGGCAAAUGGUUUACUGCCCCCCAAAAAAAAAAAAUUUCCCGUACGCCUUUGUUGUCAGCUGUGUCAAAUUUAUAUCUGAGGAAAUGACAAAUGACUGGAUUUUGGGCGAAUAACCAAAUAGAUUCAAAACUUUAGGCUUGUUUUCGUUCAUCCAUGUUGACAUGGUUGUGAUUGAAAUCCUAGUUACACAGGUAACCUGAUAAUAUAAUGUCAUGUUUUAAAAUAUAUUUUGUCUGUGCUAAGUAUUUGAGCUUUAUACCAGCUGCAAUCUUGGACUCUUAGGUAACACCUCAAUGAAUGUUAACAAACCACAAUCUAUCAAACUGUGUUCAGCCACCUUAAGAGAUCUACAACCUUCUAUAAACAAUAAUUUAUGUUAAUAUUUUGAUUGAUAGGUAGCUUUUGAGAAUCUAAUGGUUAUGUGGCGAGCAUGAUAAUGUGCUAGCAGGAGGCAAAGCUGCAAGUGGUGUGUCUCUUUUUGUGGCCUAUGUGCUGUCUUUUUAUGAUAUGUCCCCAAAGGAGAGUUAUUGCCCGCAGGUUUUGUCCAUCGGGGCAGUCACAAGGGCAGUCACAAGGGCAGUGUUAAUUCAAGAGAGGCAUUUACAAAAUCAUUGAAAACAAUUAAUUGUUGUAAAUCAUUUUUUAAUAUUACGUAAAAUGGAAAGUUGUUACAAUUCCAAUGUCUUGCUUUUUUGGCUGACAUGGAAUCCUAAUAAUCAAUUGUCUGGAUCGAUGGUGUGGAUUACCAAGACGUACCUAAUUUUUGACCUGGCAGGUGCGAAACACAGGGGCACAGAUCGUAGGUUACAAGUUCAGGUCACUUCUCUAUUGAUAAGUAACUGAGAUAAGCAGUUUCUCCUUAAGCUAAAACUCUAUUUCAGAUUGUGAUUAGGACUAGGAGAUACUUUUAUGUUGUUUAUUUACCAUAGCACUGUGACCUGUACUCAAACCUGCACUUGUGAACUGUGACUUGUGACCUGCAUUUUGUUUUGUGCCUGCCUACACUAUAUGGAACUUGAUUCACUCAUGUUCCUUGCCGGCUAUGCAUGACCUGUUCUUAGCAUACAUUGUUUGUCCAACCAAAAUGUGAGUAAGUAUAAGUAUUACACUAACCUGUGCAGCAGACAUUACAGGUAUUUUAAUAUUGGGGCCGAUCAGUUGGGGAAGAAAUAAUGGAUUCUGAGAACUGGCCAUACAUAACUUAUCAGUGUUAAUAUCAGGAGUUCCAUACAUUCCAGUGGAAUGUCAGGGUAAUAUUCUGAUAAAGCAUUCUUCCAAGGAAUUGAAUGUUGUGAUUGUUAUUGUUGUUUUUUUUUUGUCAUGUUAACAUGUGUAGAAUGGAAACAGAGCAAAGGGACACCCAGCGUUUUGGUGGGUUGAUGAUAAAGGAAAUGAAAUAAAGUGGACAUUCCAAGAACUUGCCAAACGAAGCAGAAGGUAAAUUCGAGAAUGAGGGGACCUUUUACCGCACAUCGUUUUUUGUCCAGUUGAUAAUACUGACAAAGGAAGUGCACAAUUAUUGAUUUAGGGUAGCUGAAGAGUGGCCUCUUUCAAAAACGGUCAAAGAGGCAUCUUCCUCAGAAGCAUUCUGUCUUCCUUAAUAAUGGAUCAAGAGGAAUCCACUUGUCGGGUACAUUUUGUAUUAGCAAAAAAACCUUGUAACAAAAUGUAAUGGCGGAUCCAGGGGAGGAGCCCUGGGCCUCAGGCCCCCCGUAUUUAUAGACCAAACUGAGACCCGAAGGAACGAAAAAUUUUUGUUGAGACCAAGGCCGGACCUUUUAACUGCGGCAAACUGUUUCAAAUGUGACAAUAGAUACUUAACGUAGCUGAAAAAUGUUUAAACAUUCGAUUUACAAAAACGCGCGUGAGAUUGUAUACAAUAAAAUCAUAAUAACUGGGCGCAUGGACUUCAGAUAUAUUAAAACUGGGACGUUUCCAUUGGCGAGCCCAUUUUGUGCACGCUCUCUGAUAGUUGUUAUCGCAUGAUUUACUCAUAAUUUGUUUGUUUCAUUGUUGCUGCUGUUUCUGAAAGAACCGCCAAUGUUCUUGUGGGAGGUGGUGAAGUUCAAAGAGGAGACCGGGUCAUGGUGAUAUUGCCUAGACUUCCUGAGUGGUGGCUUCUUAACAUCGCUUGCUUACGAACAGGUAAAAUAAAUCAUUAUCACUACUUAAACUAGAUAGUAUUGAAUUAAAAUAAACUGUUACAGGAGCCUGAUGAAAGUAUAUUUUUGCUUUAUCAGUAUAUCUUUGCUUUAUCAGUUAACUCAGUGAAGAGGAUAGGGAUGGCCCAUGCGCAGUUCAUGUCCAAUCAACCUAGACACUAGCCUGAAUUUCCGACAUUACUUCGAGUCGCCUUCUCCCGCAGUGUCACUGUGGGAGUAAACGACUCGAAGUGGUGUCGGAAAUUCAGGCUACCAAUACACUUCAAUUUCUACUGGCUAAAGAUUGGAAGCUAGUGGUAUUUGUUGUAUUUAUGUGAAGAUUAAGAUGUGUAAUUUAGUCAUGGAUAUGUUUUGGUUUAAUUUUAUCCUUUGUUUAAAAUUUUUUUAUUGUGCCCAAAAACAAAGGAAAAUCAAAUUUUCCCUAGGAAUGCUAUCAAUUUUUAAACUUAUCAUAGCAAUUCAAGAUCCUUAUGAGGCUAUGUAGAGGACUGACAUAGUUAUACAUAGUUAUGAAUAAAAGGCAAACAUGAUGGCGAAAGAGUUUAAAAAAUUUAGCCAUUCUGUGCAUACAUUUUGCAAUACGUCGCUUACGGUACCUUACGGUAACCCAUACAUGCGACUACUAAACUCAAACAGAUUGCGUGGUCUCCCCGUUAUGUAAUGGAGUACCAAGAAGUGGUUACACUUCGUGGCUCGUUAUAUUUACAUUUGACUAAUGCGCCGUUUAAAUGGAGAAAACUUUUUCCGGGUAGAAGGGUCACUCGCACACCCGAGCUCCCCUAGGCGAGCCAACUUUUCCUACAUUUCCGGGAAAAGCGUGGCGAACCGUUCACAUGACAAACAAACCGUUGGCUUGCCUAGAGGGGUGGCCUGCCUAGCCGUCACCCUCCUAGUCGGGCCAACGUUUCUUCAGCCGGGUCAAAUCAGUCAAGAUGAGACAAUCAGAGCAUGCGCGACCGCCUUUGUCUGCUCUUAGCUCGGGCAAAGGGGUCAACUUUUUUGGCUCAUGUAGAUGCUCGCUAAAGUUGUCUCUGCUGGGAGAGUGACCUUCUUUCCCGUGACUAUUUUUCCUUAUAUAAGCGGGAUGUAAAAUUGCGGACGGGGAUGUCAGGUUAGCUCCCAGUUUUGUCCCAUUUUCUUUCUAGGGACAGUUAUCAGCCCUGGUUCAACUCAGCUACGAACCAGAGACAUUAAAUCACGCCUGUUGGCAUCCCACGCCACUUGUAUCAUAGCGGAUGCGGACAGCGCUAAAUUGGUUGAUGAGGUACAUUAGCACUUAAAAAAUUAUGUUUUAAACGUUAUUAGUUUAGAUUCCUCUGCUAGUACACGUGCUGGGAUUUGUCAAUUGUGCCGUAUCCAGCCGUACAGCCCGCUAAAUGUGAAAAUUUCCCUCCUUCGAGCCCGACCUCAGAGAUGUAGUAAAUAUGUUACUAACCUCGUUUUCUCGGUACGUAAGUGAUGGAUCCUAGUUUUUUCCUUUGGAUUCAUGACUCAUGCCCGACUCGUAUCAAUUUGUCGUAUUAAUUAAAUUGAAUAUGGUCGCAUGAGCAAGCAAUCUCGUUUUCAUGCGGGUGUUACUAAAUCAGUACAGAGUUUAAAUUUGGUGGCUGAUGUGUUGCGCCUCGUUUUGUAUAUUUUUGUAUAUUUUCUAUACUUUUGUGUUUCUUGGCUGUGAAAACCAUUUCAACAUAUACCCAACGUUGAGUGUUGAGACUGUCAACCAUCAUUAUUUAAAUGACUUUCUUCCUUGCAGGUUGCAAAAUUUUCUCCUUCUUUGAGAAAAAAGAUACUUGUAAGUGAAUUGGACCAGAAAACUGAAGACAGGUACUCAGCCUAGCUUCUUCAUUCACAUUACCCCAGCACUGACUGAUGAAUUGUUUUAUCCUUCACGGCUCAUUAGACUGGAAAACAGACAGGUUUUUCUUUUAACUUGUUAGACUAACCUUACCAAGGGACACUUACCCGUGUAGACGGCGACUGAUACCUGAUGGCUCAAAUGACUAAACAACCAUGUAGCGCUCAACUAUUCCAGGACCUUUAGCUUUGCGCUUUUGUGUUUUUUUUAGACAAUAGAGUUCCCGCAGUUUCUUUUUUUUGCAAAAAUUAACUCCAAGUUGAAAAAUAAAUAUUUUCACAAGCAUCAACCGAAAUUUUACGCGAAAUAUCAAUUGAGACGGUUUAUUAGGAACAGAAAACAACUGCGAAGUUAACCAUCAUAAAUAAUCAAACCCUGCCUUGGAGCAAUCCAUGGCUUGUGAACAUGUCUCCUAGUGAUGGAUAGGACGAAAAAUUGAGUCAGGAGAGAAGAGAAAGGCAAGGUGACGGGGAGGGAAAGAGGGAGAGGCCCUCGUGCCCCUUCCCUUAGUUUCCCUCCGCGUGAUGUUCUCGUCUGACUCCAACCGGACACCCAAUCGAACACACAAGGGUGAUAUAUAAAUGUAAUGGAAAGACGGCGGUAUUUGACAUAUGUUAGGUUUACUUCGAACACGCGUUAUGAUUUUUUCUCUCAGGAAAGGCUGGCUUCCAUUUAAAGAAUUGUACGAACAAGCCUCUUCAGAGCAUGAGGUUCGUAAUCAUGUAGUUGACGUUUUUAGUUCAGCUAAGUUGUUGUUGCCUUUGUUAACGAAUAGUUGAGCCUCAUCUUAAUAUUUUGUGCUUCUUUCAGUGCGUGAAAACGCUCAGUAACGAACCAAUGACGGUAUACUUCACAAGUGGAACUACAGGACAUCCAAAAAUGGCGGAACACACACAUGCCAGCUGCGGACUUGGGCAUAUAACUACCGGAAAGUAAGAGUCCUCCCAUUAAGUACCUCUGCUAUUUCCGCUGGUAAUCCUUGGCACACUGUCCUAUGGAUUUUACAUAAUUAACUUUCGAUGGGCCGUUUCUUUUUUUAGCAUAUUUUAUACCUUUUCCCUCGGGCGAACUUUAUUAAUCAUUGGCUUCUAAACAAUUAGCUACCCACUUGAGGUUUUUAAAUUUACUUGCUUCAUUCUACAGGUACUGGUUGGACCUCUCACCUGAAGAUAUACACUGGAACAUAUCAGACACAGGCUGGGCAAAAUCCGCCUACAGUAGCUUUUUCGGACCGUGGCUUCAAGGCGCCUGUGUAUUUGUAUAUCACAAGGCUCGCUUCGAGUCCCUUGCUAUUUUAGAGACGUUGCAAAAGUACCCUAUAAGUACUUUCUGCUCACCCCCAACAGCUUACCGAAUGAUGGUCCAAGAGGAUCUGGCCAGUUACAAGUUAUCACAGUUAAGGCAUUGUCUUAGUGGAGGGGAACCUUUGAAUCCGGAUGUUAUCGAGGAGUGGAGAGAUGCGACUGGGCUUGAGAUCCGAGAAGGUUACGGGCAAAGUGAAACCGUAAGUAUACAGCUGGAAAAUCUGAGACUGAUGUACAGAGUGAUUCAAAACAUUUUCAUAGUCACUUACUUAUCAAAAAAAGUGGUUUAUAGCGCUCAGGAAUAUAUCUGAAAAAUCCGUGAAACUCGCCGAUAAAUUACUGAACUAGCGACUCAGUAAUGGACUAAUCAGAAUUAUGAUUAACAGUAGUUUAUAGUGCUCAGCAAAAUGGGCCAGAACUAUUAUUAGCACUAGUUUAUGGACGGUGCUUAGGAAAAUUGUAAGAAAAUUUGAAGAACGUCUGGCCCAUUUUGGAAAAUCUAAGAAACUCGCCGAUAAAUUACUGAACUGACGACUCAGUAAUAAAUGGGCUAGAACUGUGAGACAAAGUAACGUCACAAGUUCAAUUUGUUUACCUGAAGUUAGCUCUAAACAGGGUGCAAAGAAAAUCAUUUUUACAGCUUGCUUUUCGGGUAAGCUGAAGCUACAACCAGUUGCAAAAAAACUGGAGACAUUGUACCUAAUUUGGACGUCAAGGGUACUUAUAAGGUCCACGCGUUUCAGACCCCUCCCUCUCCCUUCUCAAAGUUGGUCACAAUAGGAGAUCAUGCUGAAAUUUUCGAGCAACAACAUUGAAAAUAGGGAAGGGAGGGGGGAGUUGUUUAACCUCUGAGAUGUGUGAGUGUUUUCCUGGUGAAGUGUCUCAACAUUUUCGCAACUGGUUGUAGCAUUUACUAGCCCAGUCGUCAUUUCAACUAGCCUCAAAAGCUUUUUGAUGGGCAGAAUUGAUUUCACAGUUCUUCUGUUAUUCGAAUUCCUCAAAAAACAUCACUUGCCCGUCGGACAAGUUAAAAACAGAAUUCACUAGCCCGAUAGCAAAAUCCACUAGCAGACACUACUUUCUUUGCACGCUGUCUAAAGCUAUUUUUUUCCUCAGUGCAACAUCGCGUAUUUUUACGUGUAGAGCCAGAAGGAGUUAGAUAUCGUAAUCCAAAGAUAAGGUAUUUUGUUAUCUUCUAAGGUCAGUUAGUAGAGAAAUUUAGAAUUACAGUCACGGCAAACGGCAAACGUCAUUUUGUACAUCGGAUUGAUCAUGUUUUCCCUUAGUUACUUGUCGAUUACUGAUCAUUAGGUUUAUCUGCAAAGAUUAUAUUGGUUGGUUUUUAUCGGUUCAUUUCAUUAAUUAGAGACUUUUAGAUCCGAGUUUACCGCGAACCUCUAACCGCGGUUUGCGGUUACCCGUUGCGGUUGCACUUGCACUUUUUUAUUUGAGUGUCAAUGUAUUUAGCACGAAAGUGCUAAUUGGGGACACUAUUUUUACGUCUCCUAAUGGAGACGGGACCGCCAUUUUACGUGGUCAUCCGAGCCACGCGAAGGUCUAGCCGCUUGCAGUGCAAAGGAAGCACCUUCAUUUCUCAGUCAUUUUAAGACCCUGAGUAAUGGUCCGGCCCCGGGAAUCGAACCCGCGACCUCCCGCUUUGCAGUCAAACGCUCUACCGACUGAGCUAAUCCUGCCACGGUUAAACAUAAUUCAACGUUUAAACAUAAUUCGAUUUAGAUUGGCGGUGGAUUAAAGAAGUGGAUUCUCGUUUAUUUUUCCAUUUAGAAAUAGAAGAAAUAUCAAUCAAUGAAAAUAACAGAAAUUUACGGUAACACUGGGUUAUCUAGCAGCAAAGAGCAGUAAAUUCUUACAUUAGUUCUUCUUGUAAAUUUAUGGCCGCCAUUUUGAAUCAGCAGCCAUGAAUGGAACUUGUUUUCAAGAUCCAAUAGGAUUUAUCAAAUUUAGCAUUUCGUAAGAAUUUGGGCCUGGGUUAAUGGAUAAAGACUUGCUCCACAAGAUUUUUGUAUCAUUACGUGGGAUAAAACAAGAAUUAUAUGCUAAAAGCUUUCAAGUAAAUGACAUACGUGAAAACCUACCUCCCCACGUUGAAAACGCACGUCGUAAACCUCAAACGUGACGCGAAAGACUUGUCACGUGACCUCCAGCGGUUAGAGGUUCGCGGUAAAUUCGGAUCUAAAACUCUCUAUUAUUAAAUUGUUAACUUGAACCACACGUCAGAGCUUUGCCGUAAAGAUGUUUCUUAAUCUCUAUAGUGCAUCUAAAAGCUAACGCAGACGUACAGCGUCUGGUGUAAAAAUAAAGAGUUUGACUGGGACGAACGUCAGACCAUAGCUGUUACAACCGACUUUAAGAUUAAUGGAACUGGACACAACAAGUGUCUCAUACUCUUUCUUAAUGCUGUUGGUAAAUAGUUUGUUGCUGUUUCUCAUUAAAUUAGACCCUUUUGUGUGGUACAUUUCGCUGCCUUGAAAACCGCCCUGGGUCCAUGGGGAAACCUGCUCCUGGAUAUGAUUUGAAGGUUAGUAGCUAACUCUAUCGAUUGUAUGACUAAACUGUUUAUUGAAGGGACUGCAGUGUCACGGUUGUUGUCUCUAUUUCAUUUUGAUAAUGAUGCCAAUUACGCAACCUUGCUCGCUACGGAACUUGAGAAGUUACUUGUGCAUGACAGAACCACCGCUUCGUGUCAAACAAAUGUCUCCCAAGCAUUCAGGAGCCUAUGGUCAUGGGUUCCUGAGCAUUAUAUCAAACCAUAUCUUUCCUCACUGCAUACAAAAUUGGCCCGUGACGCAAGUAACUCCUUGAAGUUCCGUCGUGUUGAGCCAGCGCGCUGGUGGCAUGUUCUACUUCUGCCCUUGCUUAGAAUUGCUGGGUUUUUGCCCGGCUCUUGGCCAGUUCACAGUGGACGUGACUUCGAAGUUUCGCCCCGGCCCACCUCCCGCGGUAGCGGCUGACGUCGCAUACCCUCCUGGCAGUAGCGGUUUCCUCCCAUAACUUAGUUCCUCGUGUCGGGUCAAUAGCUGUGCAAUGGGAAUAUUAUACAAGCUUUACAAACAUCAAAAAUGGACUUUGAAAAUCUGUUAGGCUAACAAGUUUUCAAAGACGACCAUUGCAAACCUUUUCAAUCUUCUUCAACUUUGUCCAUCCAUGCCUCCUUGUGUAUUUGCUGUGUUAUUUAUACCUUCUUUUAAUGUUUUGAGAGGUUAUUUUUAUGUUUCACUCAAUUUUGUAGCAGUUCAGUCCCUACCGUUUGAAUUUUGUAAAAUUACUUUACCUUGAACUACACUGAUUUUUUCCUCUUGCCUCGAUUCAUGACCACUGGUAUCUCCAUAAGAGGAGUCCGUUUCAUGUCUUCAUUUGUCACUGGUCUCAGUGGGUUUGUUGUUUUUAUCAUUUGAUAAUCAGACGGCUACUUGUCGUUGUAGAUUGUGGAUGAGAAAGGUAAUGAAUGCCCCGCUGGAGUGGAGGGCGAAGUUGUUGUGUCGAUGACACCAAACAAACCAGUGGGUCUCUUUACUCGUUAUGUGGUGAGUACUGACGAAAGUUCCGGAGAAAUGAAUCAGAGAAACUCUGAAAAACAGCAAAGUACAAGAAGAGAACUUUAUUCCGAAGUAAAUAAGGCAAGUUUGUCUUAAAAAAUGGCGAAAGGAUUUACACAUCCACUGAGCAUCCAGAAAAGGUUGUCCAGGAAUGCUAUUGAAUUGCAAACAGUGUCACAAAAAUGUAUGUUAAUGAAUAGUGUUUGUACUUUAAUGUAUGUCAGUAACCCCUAUUGACUAUCAAGAUUGUGUUAAUGACUUUGAUGUUGGCGUUAAUGAACGUAUAUUUUCCUCUUUUGUAUGCCCAAUGACGCGUAUGAAUACCCAAAAGUGUUAUUGAAUGUUGAUUAAAAUGCAAAAAUCGUAAUUGAAUCUGAUUUAUGCGCAAAUGUGCGGAUUUUCGCGCUAAUGAAUGUAUCUUCGCACAACUGGUCGCCGUUUCACGCAAAUGAUUGCGUAUUUUCUCGUAAUGAACAGCAAAAGGUGCACAGAGAACCAACCACUUAAGUCAUAUUAUUGAUAUUUUUGUUUUUGUUUCACAGGAUGACCCAGACAGAACAGCCUCUGUCAUUCAUGACAAUUUAUACUGGACAGGUAACACUACCAGUGUGAGAAUUUAAUAUCCUUUGUAAUUGCUACCCGACACAACAUUUACAUUAAUCGUUCAAACUAAUCCAGACGUCUUCGUUCGGUUUCCACUUCGGUCAAUUCUCGUUGGGAAUUUUAGAAUGAUCUCCAGGGCUUUAAAUUACAACUCAGUGGCUGUUUCACCGUAUUGGAAAGUUGCCUUGUACUCAGUCUGACCAUUUACCGCUUUUUGCAGGUGAUCGAGCUAUUCGAGAUAGUGAUGGCUACUUCUACUUUGUCGGACGUUCAGAUGACGUCAUACUCUCUGCUGGGUUGGUAGUGAAUGUUUUGUUUUAAUGUUUAGCCAUCACAGGCCUUCUGCGUAAGAUUCACUGCAUUUAGAAAGCAGUUACAAUCAAUACGAGACUUAAUACUAAAAUACGAAAUUUUCAGUCACAGUUUUAUCCGGCUUGUUACUCGUGUUGCGUGCGCCUUAAUGAUGUAAAAUUACUGGGUGAAUAAACAUCAUCAUCAUCAUCAUCAUCAUCAUCAUUGCCGUCGUCGUCGUCGUCGUCAUCGUCAUCGUCAUCAUCAUCAUCAUCGCUGAUGACUACUAAGACUAUGUUCAUUACUGUACCCGAUAGCCUAUGCGCCGGCACAAAAAUUAUACCUGAUAGGGCUUCUGUUCACACUCAAGAACGGUUGUGGCGGCGCGAUUUCUGUAACGGAGCGAAGCUGCGCCGCGGCGAUCAGUAAAGUGGAGAGUCAGAUAUCGGAUAGGUGUUCACACUAUACAGGAGAGGCUAAAUGGUUGGAAUGAGUAAUGAAGAGCGCUACUCAUCAUAGCAAGAACAACAACAAAAAAAAACAACAACAUACAUAUGAAUUUUGAUCUGUCGUAUUACCAGAAGCUCGUCGGCUCAAAAACAGGCUAUGCAGGUUAUAAAAUUUGCCCCCCACGCCCCUAUUUCACCAAGCCAGUUCCACUUGUUUUUCUUUUACUCAGGUCAGUAGUUGGGUAGUAUUAUUGAAAUAACUUAAAUUCUAUAAAUUUAAAUAAACAAAGGUCAUUAUUACCAGUACAAAUCGGUAUUGACGCAUGAUUUGAUGUCAGGUAUCGUAUUGGUCCAUUUGAAGUAGAAAUUGCUUUGAUAGAGCACAAUGCAGUUGCAGAGGCAGCUGUUGUCAGUAGUCCUGAUUCCGUUAGGGGAGAGGUGAGUAAACUGCUUUUUUCAGUAACUCUCCUGCUCUCAUGUGUGGGUAGUUUAGAGCACAGUAGUAAAUAUAUUCUUAAAUGUGAGGGUCGGAGGGAGAAAAAAGCACUUUAUUUUCGAUCAUUUGAGUGUCAGUGACACUGUUUUUACGUCUCCUACUGGAGACGGGACUGCCAUUUUACAUUGUCAUCAGACCACGCGAAGGUCUAGCCGUUUGCAGGGAUACGGCAAUACCACCAUUUCUCAGUUAUUUUCAAACCCUGAGUAUUGGUCUGGCUCCGUGAAUCGAACCAACGGCCUCCCGCUUUGCAGUCAAGUUCUCUACCGACCGAGCUAAUCCUGUUGUGGGGGGAAUGCCAGUUGACGAUUUUGUCACUGCAAGUUUAAUCCCACAAGGGGAGAGGUGAGGAAAUUGGUCUGCCAUGUUGCAAAUGAUUCAAUUUUAGUGUACAGUUCAGAUGCGUUUUGCAGAGGAAAGUGUAAGGGCUUGUUUACAUGGAGGUGGGGUAACCCGCCUGUCCAUAUAAUCUCUCAUUUUAAUUUGAUUACGUUUACAUGAUAGGUGGGGUGACCCGCCACAUGUUACCUCACCUAUCUGGGGUCUCGCCACCUCCAUGUAAACAGGCUCUUAAACACUAGUUUGUAUUUUAUGGUGUCUCGUCUUGCUUUAUGCAUAGUUAUUAAAGUGGAAUGGUUAUGAAACCUGUUAGUCUCCUUUGUUAUUUGUUUUUGCUAGAUUUUUUGAACUUGACCGUGCACAACGUUCAAUAGCAUUCCUAUCAUUUUAAAUUUACUGACCAAUAGAAGAAUUGCAUUAAUUUAUUCAGUCCAAAUUUGUGAGCAAAAAACAAAGGACUGUGCACGGUCAGGGAACUUCCAACGUAAACUAAAGCACCGUUGUUUUCAACUUUGAUGCGUGUAGGCUUUCACAACCAGUCUCCUCUACUAACUACGCUUUGUGUUAUAGUUUGUAAGUUAUUGAUCCGGUAAGUAGGUAAAAUUGUACAUCCAUGAAAAUAUAUUUAUGAUAAUUGCCAUCCUCGGAGACCCAGGGGCAGAUAGUGGGGGCGAGAGAAAGUCUAAACGGGCGGGAAAAUAUGGCACGAAGAAAAGAAAAGAACGGCGAGAAGAGCCCUUGGGGUUAAUGUCUUACCAGACCAGUUCCAAACUGUCGCGGUCGUUCUGGCUUCUGAUUGGUGCCAGAAAACUUUUGUGUUUUUCUGCCCAAUCAGAAGGCAGAACGGCGGCGACCAUUUGGAACUGGUCUGGUAAGAUAUUGUCCCCAGAGGCUCUUCUCGCCGUUCUUUACCAUUUUCCCGCCCGUUUAGACUUUCUCUCACCCCCACUAUCUGCCACCGGGUCUCCGAGGAUGGAUAAUUGCUGGUUUGUACCUGACGUCACGGCGGCCAUGUUGGUCAGUGGUCACGAACAAAAGCAUUUCUCCCCUCUUGGAACUAAACGCCAUUUCCAAGUAAAUUCUUUUUGAGAAAAUUCUAUUAUAUUGACCCUCAACAUGGCCGCCUAGUCACGCGGUUGGGAACCAAGAUACUUCUCUUUAUGUUACACUCAUUGUUGUCAGUUCUUUCUCUUACUAGGUCGUAAAAGCGUUCGUUAUUCUGUCGCCGCAUUUCAGUGGUGACAAAGUCUCGUUAGUAAAGGAAUUACAAGAUCACGUUAAAGAAACUACAGCACCUUACAAGUACCCAAGAAAGGUUAAACGCGCAGUAUUAAAAGUCUCCGUUGUCGUUUAAGUUUCAAAGGUCGUGACACUGCCUUGCCGAACUCAAUAAAUACCAAGAAAAGGCAUUAUGAUACAGCCUGAUAUGCGCGUUCUCUCGAUUGGAGACACGGCGAUGAUUAAAGUCAUUCCAAAAGUUUGCGGAUCUUUGCUGACGUCAUUGUUUACAUUUUUGCUCAUUAGCGUACGACUUUACCCAUCGUAUGCACAAAUUAAAUUCAAAAGUUGAAAGAGUUGGUUAAUUUAAACAAUUUGUGCAAUUUUCAGCUUUUUGCAAGCAAUAACAAAGAAAAUAGCAGCCAUCGAAUUUGCCAGGUGGCAUAACGUUAAUGAGCCCAUACAAUCUUUGUAAACUUUCGAGUUUUUCAAAGUUAAUUUCUCCGAAACUAUUCGGUAUAUCGGGCACAAACUUUCGCAGAUAAAGUGAUUUUAAUUAACCCGUGAAAAAGGUAGUAGAAUACUACGCACUUUUAUGCACUAAUUCCAUUGUCUUGUUUUGUUUACUAGUAGCUGUUUUGCAGUAGUUGUUAGUAUCUGUUUCACAGGCCAAGUAAAAUCGCUCUAACUGAAAUUAUUAUGCUCUUUCAAUAGUCAGAGAGUUUAUUUUAAUCGCUUGAUCAGAGAAUGAAGUGCAUAUGCUAAUGAGGUAAAAAAUGUAAACAAAGAUUCGCCCAUACAUUCGUAGUGCUAAAGUCGGCUUAGCACGACACGACUCACACGAUCUUUGAAAUGGUCCGUCAGUCACUUGUCAGUUAGAUGCUAAAUAAAGAAAAAUAUAUAAUUUCGUGUAAUAAAAAAGGAUUUGUAUCACUGGAUGAUUUACAGCUCAUGAGUUACCCGAUUUCAGUACUUAUUACAAUUUAUAACGAGAACUCAAAGGAAGUAAAAAAUGUAAAGCUACUCAAAUGUACAAGAAAGAGUUAUUUAUUAAUACAAAAGUGAAACUUCGAUUCUUCAAUGAAACUAUUUGUUUGCAUUUUCUUAUAUGGCUCCUCUUCAACAGCAAAGCUAAGGCUAGUCAGAGGGAUGCUGCAGUUUUCUGACUGUAGAAUUUCCUUGCAGGUUAUGUAUUUAUUAUUAGUUAUUAUUAUUAUUAUUAUUAUUUUCAUUAAUAUAUCUAUUGUUUAUCACUCCCUUUGAAGUUUUCAAAUUGCUUUUGCAGAUUGAGUUUGUGGAGACUUUACCCAAGACAGUCAGUGGUAAGAUUAGAAGAGUGGAAUUAAGGGAAAAGGAGUGGUCUUAGAUUGCCUGAUAGUACAUACACAUCUACUUCUGUUAGAAUCAUUGACAUGUCACGCCACGGAAAGCACGGAAAGAGUUUGAAUAAUAACAGAGGAACAUAGGCGCAGCUUAUUACAGGGCAACGUUACCAUGGUUACAAGAUAUGGACAAACCCAAAGAUCUAAAGUCCUUGCAACAGUGGCACUAUAUGUUUGCUACAAUGGAAACGUUACUAAAAUGUUCAUAACACAGUAUACGUAAAAACCGCCAAGUAAGAACCUAGUUUUUAAGAAUCUGUUAGGCUAACAUUUGCCAGUUAGACCCCCUGUUUACCGCAAAAGACUGGAAUGUGAAACAGAAUUUUAUUGUCAAAAUUAAGUACUUGUACGUUACGUUCUGAAUGAGACUUCAAAAUUCACGUGAUCAGUGUUUUAAUAUUUCUUAUCUGGGCCAUUUUUACAUAAUUACUUACUUGGCAUGAAUAUUUUAAGUAAGCAAUAGGCAAAAAACAACUAAUUCUAUUGAAUACAAUAAGAACCUGAAAAAACGUAAUUUGUGCAAAUUUCCAUUUAUGUAAAAACCUGUUUAGGGUAACUUGGGAAAAUACAGGUUCUUAUUCGUGGGUUUUGCUUUCUUACGGGAUAGUUAUUCUGCCAGGAUGCUUUCUACAUCUACAUCUACAUUUAUUAAGUUGAUAAAAUCUUGUAAGACAUCACAUCAACUAAUUAUUUAUCAUUUAU